CGCGUUUCGUGAUGUGGCAGCAGCACUGUGUGCAGUGAGAUGGAACAUCAGCGGGAAAGCCCCGUUUGCAAUAGACUGCAAAAUUAAAUAUUUGCCUUUAUUCUUUAAUUAAUUAAAUAGCCAGAUUUAAGAGAUGAUUCAUUAGAUGCUAUGGUGCAUGUGUGAUCAAGUUUGAGGCUAACAAGAUGACGGUCCGCCGGUCCGCAGCUAGAAUCAACAAUGCCUGACAAACGAAAUUGAGAGCAAGCAGAACAGAAGAAGAAGAGCAUGCGUUUAAAUCAAAAACACUAAACAGAUGAAAAUAUGGAUCCAGAGAUUUCAGUGAUAUUCGCAGCAUCACGGCCCCCAGGAGUUCCACAGUCGAAGCUCAGGGUGAAACUGCUCGAGGAAUACAACCGGAAGACUUUGCCAUCACACGAGAGCAAAAUCAAGAAAAUAUGGGGACUACGAACCGAACAGAAUCCAAAGCUUUACAACGGAUCCAAGUUUCGGUUUCACUCACUCUAUACUGUCAACAAUAGCGGCGAGGUCACGUUUGGUUUAGGUAUCACUGGAUAUAAAGACUUCAUCGGGACAAACUGGGCGGAUAAUGCAGCUGAGCUUUUAGAGUCUGGCAGGAGAGAUUUCAGUAACAGCCAGGCGUAUAUGUCCGAUGCUUUAGGUGUGGGUGCUUUUGUGCAAACAGCAGAUGAUUGUGUUAUUUUCAUACGGAGGAGUCAGCAUGUUGGUGAGGCGCAAGGACUAUGGGACAUUCCUGGUGGUCAUCCUGAGCCAGGGGAAGUCAAAGGUGGUGCAGCUAGACUCGAAGACAUCGUCCUGACUGACAUGACUGAUCUGGAUGUCAGAAAUGAGCUCAUCUAUUCCACAAUUCGUGAGAUCCGAGACGAGAUCAACAUCCCAGAGUCGGAGUUAGAGGAGCCUUACCUAAUAGGACUGGCCAAAAAUAACACCAGCUCAGGACGACCAAGUGCUGAAUUCUUUGUCAAGUGCACAUUACAUUCUAGCAAAGUAAUGGAGUUGUACAAAGCUGGUGGUGCAGAGGCAGAUGAAUCAACUGGGCUGAAACUCGUCCCGCUAGCGGAGGUGAUGAGCAUGGAAAACACUGAUAUGUGGAAGAAGAUGGCACCAUCUGCUAAAGGAUGCGUCAAGAUGUAUACAUUAAUGAUAGACUCAUAAUCAGAUCUCAUGACUUGGGCCCAAUUUCAUAAAGCCUGUGAACACACAAAACUUGCAAAGCACGGAGUAGUAUCGCUUAGCAGAGACUGUUUACCAGCGGAGCCCAUAUUACAUUAAGUUUGAAUUGUUGUUGCUGGUGUCUGACUCAACUUUAAACUAGCAAAGACAUUUGUCAAGCAGUAUUUUCUGCUUAACAGCUUAAUGACAUUAUGCCCAGACAUGGUCAUGACCUUUGAACUAGCUGCAAUCAGUCCAAGCAUCUGUCUCUCUAACUUAAUUCUUCUUUCCAUCUCUUCUCAUUUGCAUGAACACACUUUUAGUUUAUAUUGUCUUUGGGUGAACUUUAAAUAAUUCACUCCCAUAGGUGCAAUUACAAGGGCAUUGUUGGUUGAGGUUACAACAGCUGUGUAUAUAUUUAUAGAAAUAUAGUUUUAUUUUUGGUAGAACAAGGCUCAGUGCUUGUUAACAGCCGUAUAUAUUAUUAUUAUUAUUAUAUAUGUUUUUGUUAUUUCUUAAGUUAAACCCUCUUACUCAGUGGUAAUAAACUAUUUAAAAACAAUUCAACUGCAUGGGUUGUGCAUGGUGGCACAAAUUGGCAUAAAAUAAACCACUUACACAUGUGUUGGUGUGUAAUUCUAUGGCCAAAUGAUAUAUUGCAUAGCUUGUCCAUUACUCAUGAUCUUACUUAGUAAGUACUCAGGAGGAGGGUUAACAUUUUUUAAUUUUCUAAUGAUGUCAGUUUGGGAAAAAAAGACCAAGUGCCUUACUACAUGUAUGAAGAGUCAGGCAAAGAAACCAUAUUUUUCCAUUGUUAACAUUCCAAAGGUGAGGAUGUGCUUUAUUUAUUGUCUUCUUCUUCUUUCAUUUUAAAGAGUUUAAUAAUGUGAGGUUUGUGGAUGACACCAUGUGUAUAGACCUCAUUUUGAGUAGACAACUCAAUGUCAAGUUACAUAAUAGCUCGAUGAUGAGUUUAGGCAUGGAAUUGAACCUAAAACUGAACUGAAUCUACUUGCUGCAAACUGCGUCACAAUUGGUUAAUUUUUUACAAGUGAUGGUGAAAAGUAAAGUUUAAUAUUUGAUAGCUAUUUUUUUCUUCAAGUAAGGAACUUUGAUAUAUUAAACGAUGUGCAGUGCACUUCUACUUAUAAAUGUCCCCAUGGCUUUCUGCCAUUUUGGGAUGGUCACAUCAUUGUAUCUUUAUAGUUUUAUAGCAAAUUAAUUUUGUAGUGACUUAUAAAUUCACAUGACUAAUAAAUAACACGGAAUCAAAGUGAAA
This is a messenger RNA of Asterias rubens (European starfish), 2452 nucleotides long. Its product is annotated as uridine diphosphate glucose pyrophosphatase NUDT22-like. The transcript is spliced from 5 exons. The record is from RefSeq and is a predicted model, not a curated record. Gene Ontology annotation, molecular function: GDP-mannose hydrolase activity. Lineage: Eukaryota; Metazoa; Echinodermata; Asteroidea; Forcipulatida; Asteriidae. The coding region runs from base 304 to 1176 and encodes 290 amino acids.